This is a messenger RNA of Racocetra persica, 511 nucleotides long. Lineage: Eukaryota; Fungi; Glomeromycota; Glomeromycetes; Diversisporales; Gigasporaceae. The record is from the annotation of a GenBank genome assembly.
CAAGGUCCAAGAUCAACUUCUUUAUUAACACAAUCUGUAACAGCAGGCUUUUUACAAUUUGGUAGUGACUUACCGAACGAAAGAGACCCACCACAACAAGGUCUUGGAAUUAUAAACCACGUCGAAGAACCUUUAAAAAACUAUCCUGGUGCACUUAUUACUCUUACCAAUGAACAAGCCGUCAAAUUCCAAUAUCUCAUUAAUGAAGUCUUUGGAAAUAACUACAUUGAUAAUGCACAACUUCUUCAGACCCUGAAAUUAGUAUUAGAAAAAAGACUAUUUCUAGUAAAACCUGCUUCAGAAGUUUUUUCAACACCAUUCUGGUACAAGAAGGACCUGACUAUUGAAAUAAUUGAUCUAUAUAUUGCUCUGGAAGUUGUAUCUGAGGUUAGUAACUUUGACACUGAAGUUGCUCUAAAAAAUCUGAUCGACGGUUAUUUGGAAAUUUUGGAAACUUGGAUGUCUAAACCGAACGAGCUAGAGGGACCCAAACUCGAAAACCGUGGAGACU